This is a messenger RNA of Schizosaccharomyces osmophilus, 1086 nucleotides long. RefSeq names its product rRNA processing protein Ebp2 (gene ebp2). NCBI's taxonomy places the organism in Eukaryota, Fungi, Ascomycota, Schizosaccharomycetes, Schizosaccharomycetales, Schizosaccharomycetaceae. The coding region runs from base 1 to 1086 and encodes 361 amino acids. The record is from RefSeq and is a predicted model, not a curated record. Gene Ontology annotation, cellular component: nucleolus; preribosome, large subunit precursor; nuclear periphery. Gene Ontology annotation, biological process: rRNA processing; ribosomal large subunit biogenesis. The transcript has a single exon.
AUGGCCGGUGUUGACGCUAAAGGCAGGAGAGGCCAAAAGAAGAACAUGAAGGCUGCUCAAAAAAAGAAGGGCGUUGCUGAGAAAAAACAGGAAGCAGUCUCGAACGUGAAUGCAAGUGAAAAUUCAAAUGACAGUGAAGAAAAGUCGGAGGAGCAAGACGAAAGUGAGGCUCAAAAACAAUUACCAGAGGUGAAUGAAUCCAGUCAACAGGACGAAAAGAAAGUAGACAACCAAAAUGAAGACGAAGACGAAGACGAGGAUGAAGAAGGAGAUGAGGAUGAAGUGGAACUUUCUGACCUCGAAGGCGUUGAGUUCGAAGAGGACGCUGAUCUUGUUCGUAAAAGGAAAUUGGCUUUAAAUAACACAAUUGCUCUUGAAAGCAUUUAUGAGAAGCUCAAAUAUCCUGAUAACAUCUCCAUUGUUGAAAACCAGGCUGUCACUACGAAGGAACCUGUUGUCGUUGAAAAUGUGGAAGAUGAUCUUACCAGAGAACUUGCCUUUUACAAGCAGGGUGUUGAUGGCGUUAAGGCCGCCUUUGAGCAGUUAGAAAAGCACAAGGUUCCUAUUACUCGUCCAUCGGAUUACUUUGCCGAAAUGCUGAAAUCAGAUGCCCACAUGGAGAAGGUUCGCCAAGAAUUAAUCAAAGAAGCUACUUCCAAGAAGCUCUCUGAGCAAGCCAAGAAACAACGUGAACUCAAAAAGUUUGGUAAGCAAGUUCAAGUUGCUAAACAGGAAGAACGUCAACGUUCCAAGAGAGACACUUUGGAAAAGAUUAACUUACUUAAGCGUAAGAACACCGGUUCUGAUUUAACUACUGAAGACGAUUUUGAUGUCACAUUGGCGAAGGCCGAAAAAGAAGAAAACUCUAAAAAGCCUACUAAUAAAAAGGGCGACGGUCAGCCUAACAUGAAACGACAAAAGAAAAACGAAAAAUUUGGUUUUGGAGGUAGAAAACGCGGUACAAAGAGCAAUGACGCCGAUAGUCUUGCUGCUACGGAAUUCGGCAGAAAGGGUUUGAAGGCCUUAAAGGGCAAGGGCAACAAAAGUCGUCCUGGAAAAGCUCGCCGUGAAAAAGCUAGAAGUUAA